GGGGCCUGGCGGGGGGUGGGAGCGGCGCGUGCGCGGAGCGGCGGGAAGAUGGUGCUGAUCAAGGAGUUCCGAGUGGUUUUACCUUGCUCAGUGCAAGAGUAUCAAGUUGGUCAACUUUAUUCUGUGGCAGAAGCUAGCAAAAACGAAACAGGAGGUGGGGAAGGAAUUCAGGUCUUAAAAAAUGAGCCUUAUGAACAGGAUGGCGAGAAGGGGCAAUAUACUCACAAAAUCUAUCAUUUAAAGAGUAAAGUCCCUGGGUUUGUAAGGAUGAUUGCUCCAGAAGGCUCCCUUGUGUUCCACGAGAAGGCCUGGAAUGCAUAUCCCUACUGUAGAACAAUUGUGACAAAUGAAUACAUGAAAGAUGACUUCUUCAUAAAAAUUGAGACCUGGCAUAAACCAGAUUUGGGAACAACAGAGAACGUUCACAAUUUAGAUCCAAACACAUGGAAGAGUGUUGAGGUUGUCCAUAUUGACAUUGCAGAUAGAACUCAAGUAGAACCAGGAGACUACAAAGCUGAGGAAGAUCCUGCAUUAUUCCAGUCAGUUAAGACAAAGAGAGGACCUCUGGGGCCAAACUGGAAGAAGGAGUUAGCAACUGAUGAGGAGUGUCCCAAAAUGUGUGCUUACAAAUUGGUGACCAUCAAAUUUAAGUGGUGGGGACUGCAGAACAAAGUGGAAAAUUUUAUACAAAAGCAAGAAAAAAGGAUAUUUACCAACUUCCACCGCCAGCUGUUCUGUUGGAUUGACAAGUGGAUUGAACUGACUAUGGAGGACAUCAGGAGGAUGGAGGAUGAAACCCAGAAGGAGCUGGAAGCGAUGCGUAAGAAGGGUUCCGUUCGAGGCACUUUGGCUGCGGACGUCUAGAGGAGUUCUCUGUAGGUUCUGAGGCAAAGCGAGCUGUCUGCGUAACCAAGGCCAAGUGAGAGGAACGAGUGCUGCCAAUGACGAGUGACGCCGGACGGACGCCGGUGCCGAUCUUGGCUGUGUGUGUGGGUGCAUGACUCUGUAUAUAACUACACACACACAUGCAGACAGAAAGGGUGGUUACAGUGUCUCCGGGUGCUAUACCUGUCCUAGCAAAGAUUCCAAGGAAACUGCUUUCAUUAUGUAUACCCCAAGCAAAUAAAAAAAAAAUCAACUGAGUAGUGUCAUUUAAAGGAUGAAUUUUGCUAACUGGUAUGUUCAUGAAUGUCAAUACUGGACCAAUUUCUGCCCUACUUGUUUUCUCUCCUGUCCAAGUCACUUUGCUCUAACUCGCCCAUCUCUCGUUGUAAAGAAACACUCAAGUUAAUUUCAGUUUUAUGUCUUCCCUAUGUGAUGAGUUUUUGGAAUAGGAACAAUGAAUGUAUUUAUAGCUAUUUAUUUCUGGAUUGUCAUUAUCCUCUAGUCAAAUCAGAAAAAAAAAUUCUAUUAGUGUAAAUUGGAAGACUUUUACUGUUAUGAAUAAGUUUAACCCAAACUACCCACUCACUGAUUUAAAAGAAAAAAAAUCAUGUUUUAUUGGACUUUUGUACAUUGAAAUGCUAACAGUUUUCUUCAUUAAAAUUGGCAAGACUAAGGAAAAAUGGCUUGUGAUUUAUAAAGUAAUUUGCAACUUGAAAUUGUUCAGAACCUGCUUUUUAGACAAGUACACUGACAGCACCUAUAGAGCAUUUUCCAGUGUUAUCUUAGGCUGGGCAGUGAGGACAGGGUCAGCCCUUCCCUCCAGGAGUACUCCUGACAGUGCAAUGGCUGUUUUCCAGAGCUUCCCUUCGGAAGCCAUGCAAGCAUUCUGGAUUUCACACACAGCAGUGGAAUACAUAAGUGUGAUUUUAGCUGUUCUCAUGUUGGAAAUACACUUUGGGAGAUGCAGACUUUCAGAUAGGAUGACAGUUUCGGUUGUAGCCCCUGACACGUUUCCCUGCUGUCUGUGAGGGGGUGGUGUGUGAGUGCCCCUGGGAUAACAGAUGCCUCCUGUAGGAAACUCCAUAGGGAAAAGGUCUUCAGCAUGUUUGAGGAGCCAUUCAGAGCAUAUAACAGGGGGACAUUAACGUAAUGCUUGUUAGAUCAAAGGAAAAGUAUUUUUAAAAGCACUAGUUAGAUAAAGAUCUAUUAAUGCCUGGUUUCUUCCCAGCACUUUUGGCAGGACAAGCCUUGCCUGACUUCCCAGGAAGGAUCUGAUUUCUGUGACCAUCAGUGACAGAACAUUCCUGCACUGGCACCUUGUCCUGGUGCUGUGCACACUGGCACUGCCACAACUGCCCAGUGCUGCAGCAGCCACCCUCCAGCCCCACAGUAAUGUGUUUGGUUUCCUUUCUGGGUUCGUUCAGUGGCUGGUUGUCCUGUACCAGCAGCAGGUUGGGUUGGUGAAUGCAGAGAUGUGGCACACACACACAGAGGUCAUUAAGUACCCCUGGAACCCAAGGGCUCAGGUCUCAGUGCUGGAGUUUGUGUCCUGCCAUUUUUAAUGUGUUGCAACACAGAGGGAAAAGGGCCCUGUGACUUCCAUGGAUUUGGACUAGUUGUGAAAAUUGAGAGAAUCUUGUAGUGAAUGUACAAUGUUUCCUUUCCUUUGGCAGUCUCUGGUGCAACUGACAAGUAAAGCAGGCAAUGAAAUUUAAUUAAAUAAAUUGAUCAUAAAAAGCUCUGUCUCUUAUCUCAGGCACUCACGUUUUGCUCCUGAGCUGUUUGGUGUCCAAUAGGCCACUCUCACCUGGGGCUGGGUUUGGUUUGGGAUUUCAGAAGGAGUGAAAUCAAGGAGGAUGCUGGACUGGCAGAGCUGUGACAGGGCAUGAGGAGGUGCCUCCCACAGGGCACCAGAGGUGCUGAGGGGCUCCUGGUGUCCCUCCCUGGGGUCCCAUUCCUGGGGCUGGCUGAGCUGCAGGCCCAGUGCUGGCUCUGGGGCAGGGUUCUGCCUGUUCAGGUUGUGCAAUCACCUGCUGCAAAGGAGGGCUUGUAGGGCUCCUUUGGUAAAUGCAGAAUUGAAUUCUCUCUUUACUACCAGCUUGUUUAGCUUCCAGAUGGUGAACCAACAGGAAGCAGUGGAAGUGUAACAUAGUUUUGAUGUAAUGGAUAUGUAAACGUGAUAGUUAUUCACUGCAAUAGACUGCUGGGAACCAUAUUCCAACAGUAACCUUUGAAAUCCAUCACUUGACUGUACACAAGUGUGAUCUAAAGGGGACUUGUAAGGAAUUUGCUCUUUUUCUGGAGGAUUUUUAAUCACUGAAGAGAAAGGAGAAUGAUUUCUGUCUUUUACCUUUACAUGUAGACUGAGGAAUGUCAGGGGAAAAAAAUCUGCUGAGAUUUUGGGUCUUUUGGGAUUUUCCACCCUCAGUCCUUUCUAAAUACUCUCUGAGCAAUCUGAAAAUGUGCUGUAAGACAACUUAUCCUGUAUUUCCAAGCUGCAGUUGAUGCAGCCAUGUUUAGCAGCUACAUCAUGUCCUUGAAAAGCAGUUCUAUGAUUUUAUGGCAAAAUCUGAAGCACGGGGUUGUUGCUGUGGUUUUUAUUCAGUUCAUACAAUUCAAGAGUGUUCUACGUUGAAUUGUGUCUUAAUAAAGUCAUUGGGAAACGA
This is a messenger RNA of Lonchura striata (white-rumped munia), 3551 nucleotides long. RefSeq names its product phosphatidylinositol transfer protein beta (gene PITPNB). Gene Ontology annotation, molecular function: phosphatidylinositol binding; phosphatidylinositol transfer activity; phosphatidylcholine binding. Gene Ontology annotation, biological process: phospholipid transport. The record is from RefSeq and is a predicted model, not a curated record. Gene Ontology annotation, cellular component: cytoplasm. Lineage: Eukaryota; Metazoa; Chordata; Aves; Passeriformes; Estrildidae.